Sebastes umbrosus (honeycomb rockfish) is the source of this 3095-nucleotide messenger RNA. It is a transcript of the gene slc25a16, whose product is annotated as solute carrier family 25 member 16. Bases 375 to 1352 code for a protein of 325 amino acids. The transcript has 10 exons. Gene Ontology annotation, biological process: transmembrane transport. The record is from RefSeq and is a predicted model, not a curated record. Gene Ontology annotation, cellular component: mitochondrial inner membrane. Lineage: Eukaryota; Metazoa; Chordata; Actinopteri; Perciformes; Sebastidae.
CCCGCGUCAUUAACAUGCGCCUGUUCUCCGUCAGGUGGUAUGUGGUCAGAUCAGUCAGUCGUCAACGGGCGAAGGGCACAGUGUGUGUUACACAGUGUGUGUUAGUGUCUCAGCUUCAUUCAUCAAUACGCAGUUUGUCCGGUUGUCGACUGAAGCAGUGAAGGACGGGUCUUCUCGGUGUGAUACCAGCCGGUGUUAAUGAUGACGACACAGUUUAACAGACAGGAUUAACCAGAGGAAAGAGAGAGAAGCUGGAAACUAUGGCGACGGUGAUCUGUUGAAGAGAUUUCCCCUGACAGACCCUACACUUCUGUGACUCUAACAGUUUAGAUUGUCUUCCAUGGAUGUGUCAGAUUCCUGACUGAGCAGGAAGUAUGACAUCUGAGGCUGCUGUCUCCACAUCUCCUGCCAUCAGCAGCAGCAGAAGCAGCAGCCCUGCCAAGAAGAGGGACUACCACUUUCUUCGCUCCUUUGCAGCUGGAGGUGUUGCAGGAUGCUGCGCCAAGACUACCAUUGCUCCUCUGGACAGAAUCAAGAUUCUUCUUCAAGCCCAGAACCCCCAUUACAAACAUCUAGGAGUGCUUGCUACUUUCAGAGCUGUGCCACAGAAAGAAGGCUUCCUUGGCUUGUACAAGGGUAACGGGGCGAUGAUGGUCAGGAUAUUUCCUUAUGGAGCAAUCCAGUUCAUGGCCUUUGACAAAUACAAGAAGGUGCUAAGUAAACAGAUUGGGAUCUCUGGACACAUCCACCGCCUCCUGGCAGGUUCUAUGGCUGGGAUGACUGCGGUGAUAUGCACCUACCCUCUGGAUGUGAUCCGAGCCAGACUGGCCUUCCAGGUGACAGGAGAGCAUCGCUACACUGGAAUUGCCAAUGCCUUCCACACCAUCUACCUUAAGGAGGGGGUCAAAAAAGGCUUCUACAGGGGACUUACUCCAACUCUUAUUGGGAUGGCCCCUUAUGCAGGUUUCUCAUUUUUCACCUUUGGCACCCUGAAGAGCCUCGGCUUGAAACACUUCCCAGAGCAGCUGGGACGCCCGUCCUCAGACAACCCCGAUGUCCUCAUCCUGAAAACCCACGUGAACCUGCUCUGCGGCGGGAUCGCCGGUGCCAUCGCUCAGACAAUAUCGUACCCCUUGGAUGUGGCUAGGAGAAGAAUGCAGUUAGGAACCGUGCUUCCUGACUCUGAUAAAUGUUCUUCACUGAAAAAGACUCUGACGUACGUGUAUACGGAGUACGGGAUCAAGAAGGGAUUGUACCGAGGCCUUUCUCUCAACUACAUCCGCUGCGUCCCCUCCCAGGCCGUGGCCUUUACCACCUAUGAGUUCAUGAAGCAGACCUUCCACCUGAACUAGUCGCGGUUUUUAUACCUCCCGAGUCUGUUCCCGGGCCCGUCCGCCCCGAGUCAUUCAAGCAGAUCCACCUCAAUGCUUCCAUCGUAGAGUGAUCUGAAGCUCACUCGCUACGUCUUAAACUCCUCAGUGUGGGAAUCGCCUUUUCCUCGAGUUCACCGAAGACACCAGGGAAGUCAGUUCAUGCUGAAAAAAAGGAAAACUGGACAUCAGACAGUAAGGCACUCCAUGUCUGUCCUGUUUCAUUCCCUCUUACUUCCUGCUUUGUGAUGAGAAGAUUUACUCCAACUUUUUGAGCAACUCCCUCAUCAAUGGAUACAGCAGGUCAGCGGCUCGGGGCAAUGAUAUGCUCUUUAACCGUGUUGUCGGCUACACCACAACAAACCUCUGAUUGUGUAGAAGCCCCCUCGUUCACACAGAUGUCCUCGUACUCUCGCUUGUCUUUUCCUAUCUCAUGACCCGUCUCGGUGAUUUUAAGACGGACACCAGCUUAAAAUGAUCAAAUGAUCAGUUUCUUUCUUUCUAAUCUUUACCAAGAAGUGAACUCAUCAAUAUGCAUUUAUUUGAAUAGUAUAUAACCCCUAAAAACACUUACAUUUUUUAUUGUUUCACAUCUUCUUCUUUUUACUGGCUUGGUGAUGAAAGGCUUGGCUAUUGUUGAAAUGUGGCUGCUGGAGUUUUUUUAAAUAAUGUGAUGAUUUAAAUCUAGUCUUUAAAUUUACAGUGUCGGUUUAGGGUGCAGUAACUUUAGGAGAAGUUUCUGUUUGUGCGUCUUUGCCUUUGUUCUCUACGCAGAUCUAAAAUCAAUAUAAUUAACCUGCAGGUUUUUGUUGUUUGUUUUUUAAAGAUGCAGUGACCGAGGUGGCAUAUGAGUUCAGUUUAAGACUACUUAACAUUUCAUUGCCAAACCUUGAAUUAGAGCAGUUACUUUAUGUAUUUUCAAUUGUGGAAAAAUCUUUAAAAGUUUUUUUAUGUUUGUUAAUGUGCACUCAGAUUUUGUUUUUAGUCUGUAGCUAUUAUUGAAUUAUGUACAUGUUUUCUCAGCUGUGAUCAGAAAGAUAUUUUGAGCUUAAGAUGGGACUCAGGAGAAAUUUGCACUUCAUCACUGUUGUUUUUUUCUUCAUUUAUUUAUUGAUUUAGCGACUUGUUGCCACUGGGUGGCAGCAUUGAAUAUCAAUUGUAUCGUUUACCAUCAGAGCUGGACACAACAUUGACAUUUAACACGUCUGUCUACAAAGCCAGUUGUCAGAUAGUGAGUAUAAUAUAUGCAGUGGUUCUAACCCAGUUCAGCCAAAAUGUUCAACUACUUGCUAGUGCUACUGAAUGGCUUUUUACAUUUAUUGUCCCAGAUGGCUCAACAUUAAUUACUGAAUGAAGUUUCAUUUUUUCAAUUUAUUCUUUCAGCCUCUUGCCUUCCUCUGCUUACUUACGAUGUCUUACUUCACCAGAGAGAUUAAUGUGUUUUAAUUGGAGUUUCUUCUUCACACACCUCAGUUGAUGCCUCAGCUUUUAGAUCGCUGUAUAUGAAUGAGGGGGAAUUGCAAAGAGCAGAUGCUUUCCAACCUUCUUGUCCUGUGACACUUCAUCCGACCACUCAUCACAGUUUGCAUAUAUCCACCAACGAGGGAUUUUUUUCCUUUCUAAACUCCUCAUAUUGUUUCAAUUGAAUAAUUGCUGGAGGCCUGAAGAGGUAAAACUAUCCAAUAUUUCACAAAAAAAAUGUGACGAAAGUCCAAACACAAUCCA